AUGCCGGUGAAAUGUUGUUUCCACAGGUCACCAACUACAAAAACAACAGUGUGAUCUGAAAACACGGACACACUUUUAACCAACCAAGAAAUUGAUACAACAACUCAGCCAAAAGUCAAAUUUGAGAUGAAUGCAAAGUUGGGGGUGCGGUUCACAGACAUGCCUUCAAAAAUUAACAUUGACUUCAGCACGAGGGACCUCAUCUCAAAGAAUGCCGCAGAAUCAACCCUCAAAUGUUUUGAUGAGGCUCAGAAGUUGAUUUACAGUCUGAUGGCCAAGGAUUCUUUUCCUCGAUUUCUAAAGUCAGAGAUUUAUAAGAAACUGUUAAAUAGCAAACAGGUUGGAAAUCAUAAAAAAUCGCUCCCUUUCUUGUAA
Molecule: messenger RNA, 375 nt
Organism: Physeter macrocephalus (sperm whale)
Lineage: Eukaryota; Metazoa; Chordata; Mammalia; Artiodactyla; Physeteridae
Gene: RGS21
Product: regulator of G protein signaling 21
Exons: 4
Source: RefSeq, a predicted model, not a curated record